Messenger RNA from Centruroides sculpturatus (bark scorpion), 1407 nucleotides. It is a transcript of the gene Cdc7, whose product is annotated as cell division cycle 7-related protein kinase-like. Gene Ontology annotation, molecular function: protein serine/threonine kinase activity; ATP binding. Gene Ontology annotation, cellular component: nucleus. Bases 10 to 1380 code for a protein of 456 amino acids. The record is from RefSeq and is a predicted model, not a curated record. Lineage: Eukaryota; Metazoa; Arthropoda; Arachnida; Scorpiones; Buthidae. Gene Ontology annotation, biological process: mitotic DNA damage checkpoint signaling; protein phosphorylation. The transcript has 10 exons.
CAGCUGACAAUGUCCAAUCAAACUGCAGAUGAAACAAAUAUUGAUUCUGCUCAAGAUGACAUGCAUAAAUUGCUCGAUUAUAUUCCACAGGUGGAUAAAGUGUUCAAUUUACAUGGAAAAAUUGGAGAAGGUACUUUUAGUAAAGUUUAUAGAGCAACUGUUAAAUCUGAUGAUUCAAAUGUUUCCAAACAAGAAUAUGCAUUAAAGUAUUUAGUUCCAACAAGUCAUCCUUCUAGAAUUGCAAAUGAAUUAUAUUGUUUGAAAGAAUUGGGUGGAACCUGCAAUAUUAUUAAUGUUGAAACUUGUCUAAUGGAAAAAGGCCAUGUAGUAAUAGUUAUGCCAAAUUUUUAUCAUGAUAAAUUUCAGGAUUAUGUUAAAUUGAUGAAUGUUGAUGAAAUGAGGGAUUAUAUGAAGAAUUUAUUUAUUGCCUUGGAGAAAGUUCAUUCUCAUAACAUCAUUCAUCGAGACAUAAAACCUAGCAACUUUCUUUACAAUCGUGAAGAGAAAAAAUAUGUUUUAGUAGAUUUUGGUCUGGCUCAACGUUUGAGUUCUUCAAGAUCAAAAGAAAAUUGUGUCGAAGAGGUCAUAAAGAAAAAAAGGAAAAGAACAGAAAAUCAAGAAAAUGAAAAUUUGAAAAUGAAAUCGCCGAGUAAAAAACGUCAAGUAAUGCAUGAUGUCAGCAAUACAUUCCUUCCUCUGUCACAAGUAAUGCAAGAGGUCGGCAAUAAUCAACUUUCUCAGUUGUGUUCACUUCAGGAUACAAAAAAGUUUCAAACUCAUCCAAAAUUAAACAGAACAUUAUUUGUUCAUAGCUUUGACAGUAAAACUACUAAAAUGAAUUGUAGUAAAACAAAUGAUAUGGUAAAAAAUAGAUGUUCUUGUUAUGGAAAACAGGAAGUGUGCAAAAUCUGUUUAAAUAGACCUCCAGAAAUUGCACCACGUGCUGGGACUCCAGGAUUUAGAGCACCAGAAGUCCUUUUGAAGUAUCAAAGUCAGACAACAGCCGUUGACAUGUGGGCAGCUGGUGUGAUAUUCUUGUCGUUACUAACAAAGAAGUAUCCUUUCUUCAGAGCUUCUGACGAUUUAAGUUCCUUAGCUGAAAUAACUUGCAUUGUAGGAAGUAAGAGACUGCAACAAGCUGCACUAAGUAUUGGCAAGAGAGUGUUUUUGAGUAUUCAAAAACCAAAAGUAGAUUUUAAAUUAUUGUGUCAGAGGAUCCAAAGCAUACAAAGAAACAGCGAAAAUGUGCCAAAUGAACCGGAAAAUACAAUACCUGAAUCUGCCUAUAAUUUACUAGGAAGACUUUUGGAUCCAAAUCCACUCACUCGUAUAACUGCGCAACAGGCUUGCGCCCAUCAGUUUAUAACUACAACAAAUUAAAUUGUAUUUAAAAAAUAUUUAUAAAUA